UUUUUUUUUUUAUUGCAGACAAUGCGAUUAUUUUUUUUUAAAGCUCAUACGGAAGAAUAUCAAAAACAAACGGAACUUUAUGGUUAUGAACCACACUUUAUUCCUGUUUUAGAUCAAAUAUAUACAACUGAUGAAUUAAUUUCUGUAUUGAAACAAACUCCUUCUUCUUUGGGUAUUCAUGGUAUUAUUAUUACUUCACAACGAUCCAUUCAAACUUUGAAACAAGUCAAUCUGACUCUUGAUCAACAACAACGACAAGCAUGGCAAGGUAUACCUUUAUAUAUUGUAGGUGAUAACACAGCAAAAAAACUAGAACAAACUUUGGAUCAACAAUUAUUCUUUUUACCUGAUCAACCACGUCCUCUCAUUCUUACUGCAGAUAAUGCUUCUUGUUUAGCUGAUCAACUCAUUCAACAACAACAACAACAACAAAAAGGACUUUUAUUUUUGGCUGGGGAUAAACGACGUGAUGAAUUACCAAACAGAUUAACACAAGCAGGAUACCAUUUACAUUAUAUUCAAACUUAUCGAACUUGUCGUCAUGCUGAUUUAGCUACUCAUUUAAUCAACUAUCAACAACACAAGAUAGAUAUGGAUAAACAAAGCAAGAAUAUUAUCAAGGAAGACGAUUGGUCUAUUUACUUUAGUCCUUCUGGUGCAGAUUAUAUCCUAUCUCUUCAAUCUUCUCUUUGGCAUACGAAAAUCGCCGCCAUUGGUCACACCACUGCAAAUCAUUUAAAACAUUUAGGUUAUACCGUCCAUGCCAUUGCUACCAAACCUGAUAUCUCUCAUUUGUUAGAAGCUAUUACCCUUUAUGAUAGAAAUAUCUCACAUCAUUAAUCACUAGAUUAUACUCUUUUUUUUUUUUUUUUUAUGCGAUGAUAUCCAUUUUGUUUUUAAUUCACGUGUAUUAUAAUAAAGAUCUAAAUAAAUAAUAUGUAUAUACAAAAAAA
Halteromyces radiatus is the source of this 953-nucleotide messenger RNA. RefSeq names its product tetrapyrrole biosynthesis, uroporphyrinogen III synthase. Lineage: Eukaryota; Fungi; Mucoromycota; Mucoromycetes; Mucorales; Cunninghamellaceae. Bases 22 to 840 code for a protein of 272 amino acids. The transcript has a single exon. Gene Ontology annotation, molecular function: uroporphyrinogen-III synthase activity. Gene Ontology annotation, biological process: uroporphyrinogen III biosynthetic process. The record is from RefSeq and is a predicted model, not a curated record.